AUGGUCGAUAAAGAUGGCGAAGUUACGGCCUCGGCUUCUGAGGCCGGAGAGUGGCAAGAUGGAGAGAGCAAUCUUGAUUCCGCCCUGGCCAAGAGAGUGUUGAGGAAAAUCGACAUGCGCUUGAUUCCACUCUUGUUCGUCACUUACAACCUGAACUUCAUGGACAAAACAAUCCUCUCCAGCGCAUCCGUAUUCGGCUUGAAAGAUUCCACGAAUCUCCACGGCACGCAGUAUAGCUGGGUAUCCUCGGUUUUUUAUUUUGGCUACCUCUUUUGGUCGUAUCCGACCUCUAUCCUCAUUCAGCGUCUUCCUGUCGGGAAGUAUGUGGCCAUCAACACCUUCUUCUGGGGAGUAGUGGUAGCCCUUACCGCCGCCUGCACAAACUACGGAGGCCUGAUCGCCGUCCGCUUCCUUCUCGGCGUAGCAGAGGCCACCAUCUCCCCGGCCUUCCUCUACAUCACCUCGUCAUGGUUUACCAGAGCUGAGAUCCCCACGCGCGUCGGCAUCUGGUUCGCUGGCAACUCACUGGGCGGCGUGUUCGCCAGCUUCAUCGCCUACGGAAUCGGCCACAUCUCGCACUCAAUCCAGCCAUGGCAAUGGCUCUUCAUCGUCCUCGGAGUUGCCACCUUCGUCUGGGGCGUGCCGCUGUUCUUCCUGCUACCGGACUCCAUCUCCUCGGCCACCUUCCUCACCGCCGAAGAGAAGCGCUGCGCGGAGCAGCGCGUCGCCGUAGCCGGCACAGGCAAAGCCAAGCACACCUGGCAACCGUCGCAGCUGCGCGAGUGCCUCCUCGACCCCAAAACCUACUUCUUCUUCGCCAUCUCGCUGCUGACGCAAAUCCCCAACGGCGGGACGCAAAACUUCGGCAACCUCGUGCUCAAAGGCUUCGGCUUCACGUCGCUCCAGACGACGCUCGUCACGCUGCCGUCCUCGUUCAUCGCCUUCUUCACCAUCAUGGGCACCGGCCGCCUCGCCGGCCGCUUCGCCAACAUCGCCACCUUCCUGAUCGUCGCCGUCGUGCUGUGCCCCGUCGCGGGGUCCGCCAUCAUCUACGCCACCGCCGUGCCGCGCGGCGUCAAGCUGUUCGGCUACUACCUGCUGUCGACCGGCCCCGGCGCCGUGCCGCUCGCCAUGAGCUUGGUCGGCGUCAACUACAAGGGCAGCACGAAGAAGAUGAGCAUGACGGCCAUUCUCUUCUGCGCGUACUGCGCCGGUAACAUUGCCGGCCCACAGUUCUUCGUGGAAAGCGAGGCUCCGCAUUAUCCGACGGCGUUCAGGGCGAUUAUGAUUUGCUACGCGUUGGUGGUGGGCGUGGCGAUGGGGUUGAGGACGUAUUUGAUUUGGGAAAAUAAAAGGAGAGACCAGAAGGAAGGGGUGGUGAGCGGCGAUGGAGGGGCCGGGGAGGUGGUGGAUGUGGAAGGGGAGAGUGAGGAGCUGACGGAUUGGUCGACCAAGGGAUUCAGGUACAGGAUGUGA
Messenger RNA from Diplodia corticola, 1476 nucleotides. Its product is annotated as allantoate permease. Gene Ontology annotation, biological process: transmembrane transport; allantoate transport; dipeptide transport. The record is from RefSeq and is a predicted model, not a curated record. The coding region runs from base 1 to 1476 and encodes 491 amino acids. Gene Ontology annotation, cellular component: plasma membrane. Lineage: Eukaryota; Fungi; Ascomycota; Dothideomycetes; Botryosphaeriales; Botryosphaeriaceae. The transcript has 3 exons. Gene Ontology annotation, molecular function: dipeptide transmembrane transporter activity; allantoate transmembrane transporter activity.